ACCUAGAAACUGAAGUUUGGUAGAUGCGUUCCAUAUCUCGAUUGCUCGGCAAUGAAUCGCUUUGGUCUCUAGUUUACCCUAAGCGCAGGCGUCCGCUACCCAUAGUGCACUGCGUCUAGAGUCAUGGCCGGUGUACUGAAAAAGACGACUGGUUUGGUUGGCAUAGCAGUUUCCCAAAAUCCACAUGAGCGUUUAAGGAUAUUAUACACAAAAAUUCUUGCUACGCUACAGACCAUACCUAAUGAUGCAGCAUAUAGAAAAUACACCGAGCAAAUAGUUAAUGAGCGCUUUAAUGCAGUACAGAUGGAAAAGAAUGUUGAGAAACUGGAGGAAAGAAUUAACUGUGGGCAAAUAGAAGAAGUAAUUGUGCAGGCUGAGAAUGAAUUGAGCCUAGCAAGGAAAAUGUUGGAAUGGAAGCCUUGGGAACCUUUAACUGAAGAACCACCUGCUAACCAGUGGAAGUGGCCAAUCUAAUAUUCCAUUUCUCUAUAAAUGUAUAUAAAAGUGAAGUAAGAAGCAUUUUGCUGUUCUGCUUGAGUAAAAUAAAAAAAAUAUUUAAAAAAAAAAAA
Xenopus laevis (African clawed frog) is the source of this 569-nucleotide messenger RNA. It is a transcript of the gene ndufa5.S, whose product is annotated as NADH:ubiquinone oxidoreductase subunit A5 S homeolog. Gene Ontology annotation, cellular component: mitochondrial inner membrane. The coding region runs from base 124 to 474 and encodes 116 amino acids. The transcript is spliced from 5 exons. Gene Ontology annotation, biological process: respiratory electron transport chain. The record is from RefSeq and is a predicted model, not a curated record. Lineage: Eukaryota; Metazoa; Chordata; Amphibia; Anura; Pipidae.